GUCAAUGGAUGCACCUUUUGAGAUCUAAAUCUAUAUUGAAGCUUUUCUGCUGCAUACUUUGGCGUCUGCGAUGUAACGAAACACAGAUCUCCAGCAAGCGCGACCCAAGAAAGUAACAUUCCUUCACUAGUUACUUUUGAAUCCGAAAUAAAAUCCUCGCGUCGGUAUUCGGCUUGGGUGAACCAAUUUGGUGGGUGUCCGCGAAUCAGAGUUCGAGGUUCAACAGCCUGCAUCCGGAUAUAUAUAUUUUCCAUAUUGAAGUUACAAUCUGGUGAUCCUUCCACUAGAUUCAGGUCUUUUUCUGAGCUCCGUAAUCAGGCCACCCUGCCAUGCUUGUAGUUAGGUGCUUUGCGUUCCGACUAUAUAUUUUGUUCUACUUGCGCUGUCAUUGAACUGGAUAUCCAAAUAUUAUCAAGAUGUUGACCAAAGUUUUGUCAAUCUUCCUUCUCCUUCUGGUAGCGAUGCCCUUUUCGUCGCAGACACCGUUGAAUCCUGACCAUAUUGCAUCGAUUGGUCACCUCCUAAUUCCGCGAAUCUCGCCCAAGACCACGUUAUAUAUACCAAGUGCAACUAGAACCACCUCGACUCAAACAUCUUCCACUUUUACAUCCUCCCUAUCAACCUCAACCACAACACCCACCAUUCCAUUCACCACCGAAAUCUCCAAAUCCGGCCGAACAAUCUACGUCAAAACCGGCAUCUCAGGCUGCAACCAAGAAGGCACCGCAGCUACCUCCAUCAGAGUACUCGGCCAAGGCGGCCCCGCAACCGACAUUCUGAGCUGCCAAGCCGGCUGCCGCUUCACAACUGCUUGCGAGGCUUACUCUUUCGCUACCGCGUCGUCGAAUUGUACUAUGUAUAAUGCUGGUCUUGGAGGCAAUGUUCAGAGUUUGGAGGGCACGGGAGUCUUUUUCUCGAUGAAGUAUCCGGCGGAUGGGAGUGAUUUUUGUUAUGAUGAUGUGCCGUUCACGGCGGGGGGCAGUUGGUUGUAUCCUUAUCCUACGAGGAGGGCGAAGGGUUUGUGAUUAGGGUCCGAAGAGUUUGGUUGAUGAAAAGUUAAUUGUUUUUGUUGUGUAUGAAAUGCAAAAG
Mollisia scopiformis is the source of this 1089-nucleotide messenger RNA. RefSeq lists its product as uncharacterized. Bases 417 to 1025 code for a protein of 202 amino acids. The transcript has a single exon. The record is from RefSeq and is a predicted model, not a curated record. NCBI's taxonomy places the organism in Eukaryota, Fungi, Ascomycota, Leotiomycetes, Helotiales, Mollisiaceae.